Molecule: messenger RNA, 834 nt
Organism: Camellia sinensis
Lineage: Eukaryota; Viridiplantae; Streptophyta; Magnoliopsida; Ericales; Theaceae
Source: RefSeq, a predicted model, not a curated record
AUGACUCAGCUUCUUGGUUUUCCUAGUGCUGCUCAUCCACAUCAGGUUUGUCUCUUAAAAAAGGCUAUCUACAGUUUAAAGCAAGCUCCUAGAGCUUGGUACUCAAUAUUUUCUACUUUUCUUUUAUCACAAGGUUUCAUUAACAGUCACUGUGAUAAUUCCUUAUUCAUUCAAAGGAUAACUUCUACCAUCAUUAUUGUCCUAGUCUAUGUUGAUGAUAUCCUGGUCACAAGCAGUAAUUCUUCUCACAUUGUCUCUCUUAUUGCUCACAUGCAUACUGUUUUUUCCAUGAAAGAGUUGGGGAACAUUUCAUAUUUUUUGGGGGUCUCCAUUAACGAUUGUAGUGAUUCUUAUUUUUUGUCUCAACAUAAGUAUGCCUCUGAAAUUCUUCUUCAGGCUGGAAUGGCAAAUUGCAAGCCUUGCAAUUCCCCAAGUUCUGUUAAGCCUUCUCUCUCUUCAGAUUCUCAUAUUCCAUUUAGUCAACCUGAACUUUAUCGCAGUAUAGUUGGGGUACUCCAAUACCUUACGAUCACCAGGCCUGAUUUGUCUUUUUCAGUUAAUCAAGCCUGUCAACAUAUGCAUGCUCCAACUGUUGGGCAUUUUGCUUCAGUUAAGAGAUUGCUUCAAUUUAUUCAAGGACCUUUAACUCAUGGUCUCACAUUCAGUCCUAGUUCUUUUGAUUUACAGGUCUUCUCUAACUCUAGCUGGGCUGGUGAUGUUCUCAAUCGUCCCAGUACUUCUGGCUAUUGUGUGUAUCUUGGUUCGAAUCUUAUUUCUUGGUCAGCAAAAAAAAUAACCCACAGCGCCUCAUUCCUCCACAGAGGCAGAAUAUAG